This is a messenger RNA of Hevea brasiliensis (rubber tree), 1765 nucleotides long. Its product is annotated as organic cation/carnitine transporter 3. NCBI's taxonomy places the organism in Eukaryota, Viridiplantae, Streptophyta, Magnoliopsida, Malpighiales, Euphorbiaceae. The record is from RefSeq and is a predicted model, not a curated record. The transcript has a single exon. Bases 52 to 1578 code for a protein of 508 amino acids. Gene Ontology annotation, biological process: transmembrane transport. Gene Ontology annotation, cellular component: membrane. Gene Ontology annotation, molecular function: transmembrane transporter activity.
CUUUCAUUCCUAGUUCUCCAAGCCUAGAUGCUUUUAAGUUUAUAGCAAGGAAUGGCUGAAUCAACUCCUCUUCUCUCCCAAUUCAAUUCUCCACCAGAAUCAAAACGUCCGUCCCUUAACGAAGCGAUUGAAGAAUGUAUAGCAGAUUUUGGGUUUGCCCAAUUCGUUCAAGCAGUUUUGGUGUCAUUUGCAUGGGUUUUUGACGCACAGCAAACGUUCAUUAGCGUUUUCACUGAAGUCGAACCAUCUUGGCACUGCACUUAUCAGCUCAGAAAUGGAUCGUGUGACUCAGUAUUCUCCAACAUCUGUCAACUUCCCAGAGAUUCAUGGGCAUGGGAUAGGCCAAUACACUCAUCAAUAGUAUCAGAAUGGGAACUUCAGUGCUGGAGUUCACUCAUCAAAGGACUUCCAGCAUCUUCAUUCUUUAUGGGAUGCCUAGCCGGUGGACUAGUUCUAGCCACACUAGCUGACUCUUCUCUUGGUCGCAAGAAUUUGCUCUUUCUCUCAUGUCUAUUGAUGUCUUUCUCUGCUUUAAUCACUGUUUUCGCAUCAAAUAUUUGGAUUUACUCAGCUUUAAAGUUUCUCAAUGGUUUUGGCCGGGCAACAAUCGGGACAUGUGCUCUCGUGUUAUCAUCAGAACUAGUCGGGAAACGGUGGCGAGGCCAGGUAGGAGUCCUUGGUUUCCUUUGCUUCACACUAGGGUUUUUGUCAUUACCAGCCAUUGCUUAUAUAAACAGAGAUUCUUCUUGGAGAACUCUCUAUCUCUGGACAUCUAUACCCACUUUUUUCUACUGCAUAUUAGUUCAUUUCUUGGUCCGUGAAUCUCCCAGGUGGCUUCUCGUGCGUGGUCGCAAAGACGAAGCUGUAUCAGUAAUAACUAGUAUUGCCGCCACUAAAAAUAAUCUCAUCACCAAGAACUUGUCCGGUUUGGAAAUUGAGCAAGAGCCUUUGAAUGAUGAUAUUUACUCGGCAAUCAAGAUUCUACUAAAGAAAAAAUUACGAAGAUUAUCGGCUGUUAUGGUAAUAGCAUUUGGCUCUGGAUUUGUGUACUAUGGCAUGCCAUUAGGUCUAAGUAAUUUGAACUUCAAUCUCUACUUAAGUGUCACGUUUAAUGCCUUAUCUGAGCUCCCAGCAUCACUGGUCACAUUCUUCUUCAUAGAUAAGUUCAACAGAAAAUGUUCACUGCUGGUUUUCAACGGUAUAAGUGGAAUUUGCAGCAUUUUAUGUGUGGUAAUGGGAAAAAUAUCAGGAAAUUUACAAAUAGGAUUGGAGAUGGUAUCUUUCUUUAGUGCCUGUACAGGAUUCAACAUUCUAUUAAUAUACACAAUUGAGUUGUUUCCUACAAGUGUGAGGAACUCAGCAUUAUCCAUGGUAAGACAAGCACUUGUAUUUGGAGGUUUGUUCAGUCCAUUACUAGUCGCUGCUGCAAGCAAAAAUGGGUUUGUAUCGUAUGGAAUAUUUGGAUUGGUGAUAGGGAUUUGUGGAUUGUUCGUCAUAAGCCUGCCAGAGACAAGAGGGAAGACACUUUGCGACACAAUGGAAGAAGAAGAGCACAAAGAAGAAAGAUCUAGACUGUAAAAUAUUCCUUGUAAUGGGAAAAAUUAUUGAGUAAAAUCCUGUCAUUACUAAUGUUAAUCAUAAAUUAUGGUGGAUUUUACAUGUGACAGAUCAUGAAGUCUAGAAUCCAAACUAGUUUCAUUUGUAUUGUUUAUUAUUAUUUGGUCAAUCGAAAAAAAAAAAACAUGAUUUUAUAUUUUUAUCCAAA